Messenger RNA from Salmo salar (Atlantic salmon), 2579 nucleotides. RefSeq lists its product as uncharacterized. The record is from RefSeq and is a predicted model, not a curated record. NCBI's taxonomy places the organism in Eukaryota, Metazoa, Chordata, Actinopteri, Salmoniformes, Salmonidae.
CUCUCUUCCUCCUUAUGAUGUUUACAUUCUCUCCUGUAUCUAUGUCCUCUCUCGCUCUCUCUCACGCUCUCUCUCUCGCACUCUCUCUUUCUUGCGCUCUCUCUUUCUCGCUCUCUCGCUCUCUGUCUCUCUCUGUUUAUCUCUCUCUGUCUCUGUUUGUCUCUCUCUCUCUCUCUCUGUCUCUCAAUCUCUCUUUCUCUUUUCUUUCUCUCUCCUCUGCCUCCCCCUCCCUCUCUAUAGGUAGGUGCUGUGCCAGUCUGGAGAUGCCCAAGGCCCUGAUGAAGAUGGGCCUGAGUAUGGUGCUUGUAGGACACGUCAACUUCCUGCUGGGGGCGCUAGUCCAUGGGGCUGUGCUGCGACACAUCAACCUGAACGCACGGACACGCACCGUGGCAUACUCCAUAUCUAAUGUAGUGGCACUCACUACCGGACUAGUGGGUGUUGUUGUAGGAAUCCUUGCCAUCAUCCUGUCUAAAAACAAGAAGAGCAGAGUGCUGACAUGGUCGUUGUUCGUGGUCAGCCUGUUAGGUAGUCUCCUGGCCACGGCGUCUGCGAUUGGCCUCACCGUUUCUGUGGUGAGGGCCACAGUUAACGGUGGGCAGAGCCUCCUGGCUCACUGCCGGUUCCCCAACGCUAUUGGCUAUGCCAGCAUCACUAACGAGUGCCCUUUCGACCCCACACGCGUUUAUAGCAUGACGCUGAUCCUGUGGGUUCCUCUGAUCGUGACCUGUAUUGUCCAGCUGGUUUUCUCAGCGUGGUGUUUCUCUGUGUGUGUAUCUUUCCUGGGUCUACCCUGCUUCCCUCACAAAAUCAGGCUCAGGGACCACGGUAGAACGAUAAACACAGUAGCACCCACAGAGCCGCCCUCUCUCACUAGCUCAGUACCCGCUCAUCCCCUUCAUCUACACCUUCUUCAGUCGGUCCCGUCUCAUCUCAGGUCCCAGCGGCAGCCUCUUCCUCCUCAUCUUCAUCACUCAGACCCGUCUCAUCUCAAGUUCCAGCGGCAGCCUCUUCCUACUCUUCCUCCUCUUCAUCACUCGAACCCGUCUCAUCUCAAGUCCCAGCGGCAGCCUCUUCCUCCUCCUCAUCUUCAUCACUCAGACCCGUCUCAUCUCAAGUCCCAGCGGCAGCCUCUUCCUACUCUUCCUCCUCUUCAUCACUCGAACCCGUCUCAUCUCAAGUCCCAGCGGCAGCCUCUUCCUCCUCCUCAUCUUCAUCACUCGAACCCGUCUCAUCUCAAGUCUCAGCGGCAGCCUCUUCCUACUCUUCCUCCUCUUCAUCACUCGAACCCGUCUCAUCUCAAGUCCCAGCGGCAGCCUCUUCCUCCUCCUCAUCUUCAUCACUCGAACCCAUCUCAUCUCAAGUCUCAGCGGCAGCCUCUUCCUCCUCCUCAUCUUCAUCACUCGAACCCGUCUCAUCUCAAGUCCCAGCGGCAGCCUCUUCCUCCUCCUCAUCUUCAUCACUCGAACCCGUCUCAUCUCAAGUCCCAGCGGCAGCCUCUUCGUCCUCAGCAUCAGAAUCAGAGAGGAAGGUCAGACAGGCGGUCUGACGGGUGGCAGCUGGUAGCCCCAGAGGAACAUGAGCUGCUGGAACAAGGUUCCCAGCAGAGACCCAGCUUCUGGAUAUAAUGACGAUGGACACCCAGAUACGGCUCCAUACCCCGUCUAUAUAAUCCCUAACCCAGAUACGGCUCCAUACCCCGUCUAUAUAAUCCUUAACCCAGAUACGGCUCCAUACCCCGUCUAUAUAAUCCCUAACCCAGAUACGGCUCCAUACCCCGUCUAUAUAAUCCCUAACCCAGAUACGGCUCCAUACCCCGUCUAUAUAAUCCCUAACCCAGAUACGGCUCCAUACCCCGUCUAUAUAAUCCCUAACCCAGAUACGGCUCCAUACCCCGUCUAUAUAAUCCCUAACCCAGAUACGGCUCCAUACCCCCGUCUAUAUAAUCCCUAACCCAGAUACGGCUCCAUACCCCAUCUAUAUAAUCCCUAACCCAGAUACCGCUCCAUAUCCCACCAAUAUAACCCUUAACCUAGAUUCCAACAUUUUUACUUCGAUACCAGGUUGAGUAUCACGAUAGUCGAUUCCAAAAAGAUACCAGAACAAAACAAAGGCAUAUUAGCCGAAGUUACAGAAUGACACUUGAGCCAGACAGAUAAACUCAGCUAUUGCUCUGUUCAUUCGGCAUGUUUUGAGUUCAAUACUACUAAAUACAAAAAAAAUGCAGAUGGCCAUGUACGCAUUUAUGAAUCAGACCUUACUUGAUCCUCUCAAUCACGUGAGACACAUUUGACCGAACAUACCAUUUGACCGAACAUACCAUUUGACCGAACAUACCAUUUGACCGAACAUACCAUUUUCUUUUUGACAGAACCAGGUUAUUUUUUCUCUAAAAAGUACAGAUGUUUUGGUUUACUGUGCAACACUACACACACACCUACCUCCGUCUACAAAACCCAUACCCCAGCCCUCAAACCCCUCAUAGACCCCUUCCCCCAGCCUUAAAAUAUCACACACACACCUACUCCCAUUUACAUAUUUUUAAUACUAAAUGUAAAAUCAGAUCUUCAACCAAAAUC